Molecule: messenger RNA, 2052 nt
Organism: Purpureocillium lilacinum
Lineage: Eukaryota; Fungi; Ascomycota; Sordariomycetes; Hypocreales; Ophiocordycipitaceae
Source: RefSeq, a predicted model, not a curated record
AUGACCGCUCUGGGGCUGCCGAGGACGAGUCUACAGCUGCAGGACUGCGUCACGGCCGCGUCAGAAGGCGCUCAACCGCCUGUCAGCUUGAAUAUUCGGUUGAACUCGGGUACUGGAGACGUCGACCAUUUCGACAUCCAGUGUCAAGAGUGCGUCUUCGACCACUCCCGGCGGGAGUCGAAGGACGACUUGCGCGCCGAGAUCGAGCGAUUGCGACGCAUCAACGAACGUAGCGAUGCGCUUCUCGACGCACUCUCCUCCAUGGACGACGCCGACACGUAUCGCAAGGUAGCACAGGGCCUCAUGAACGGCACCAUCACCCGGCAGUCCAUUUAUAACGAUCUCCCCACCCAAUUCAGGGUCUCUGGACCGCCCCUACCUGUUCCCGCCGGCGUCAUCGCAUCGUCUCUCCGUCGAAACUCGCAGGCCACCGCUUCUUCCCGGGCCUCCAGUACCGAUGUCCGGCCAGCAACAUGUCCGCAUUGUUUCGGCAACCUGCCCGCUGCGUCUUCGCUAGCCGAUAGCGACGAAUGUUCCGGGAGGACAAGCGAGCGGCACCCGUCGGCGGAAUCGCAGUCCGAGGCCAAUUGGCUCACGACGCUGAGCUCCGCUGCCGGCCCCCCUUCCCUUCUUUCGUUAUCUGGGAACGAAAAGCUGCAGCAGGUCGCGCCCUGGACGCGUACUGGGUGGUCGAUCGAGAGGGUCAGGACCCAUCUUGAGUCGCUCCUGACGUGGGACUAUCUGCCCUUCUGUUUCCUCUGCAAGGACCCCUUUCUGCAGGACUUUGCAAGCGGAGAGGAGUGUUACUGCUCUCCGGCGCUUGUCAACUCCCUCCUCGCCCUAUCGACGAGAAUCGCCUUGUUCGACGAGGCUGAUGCUCUCAUAAGCGGACACGGCCAGCCGGGCAGCCUCCCGGAUAUCCAAGCUCUUGGCAUGCUGGCCCUUUAUCAAGUGGGCUGUGGUCACGAGGCCGAGGCGAGAGAGCUUGCCGAGGCGUUUGCGGCAGCGAUUACAGAAUUAUGCCUGAAACAACCGGUCGCCGCAGACAGCCAGGACAACCAGUACGCCCUGGUUCGCGCGACGACAUACUGCGGAGCCAUCUCGCUCGUCCGAAUACUCAAACUCAUAACAGCCCAACCUUCUGGGAUGCACGUCACACUGUUGCAGGACGAUGGGGUUGCUCUUGACCAGCCGCCCUGCGCCUACGGGCUGAACAACGCGUCCGUUCCAUCUAGCGAAUCGUGCGAGUGUCAAAAACAUCAGCCCAAGCACAGAAACAACCCAGCAUGGAGGGCUGACCGCGCCAAUACAGUUACGCUAACGGGCGAGCCCGGGUCUCAACUCAGCAGCCUGCAGCUCAUCCCGGCCAAGAUUUUCCAGCUCAUCGAAUGGGUGUACAAAGUCCUCGCGUCGCCACAAACCGCCACUAAUGAUGAGCUGGUGCUGGUAUACCAUCGGUGUCUCAACUGGUACGAGAGCUUCUUUGCCAUGCUCAAGUCAGACGGAAGCAAUUCGCCUUUUUAUCUACUACCAGUUCUGUCUGCUCUCCCUUUUCAGGCCCCAUCUGAGCGCGCCUCUCGAAGGACUCAGCGCGCAUCCCCGCGAGAUUUGUCUACAGGCCGCACAGUCAUCCUUGCGCUCUCGCAGUCGUACGCUGGCGUGUUCGGCCUGCAGCGGGUAUCUCCGCUGGUGCCGUACUUUGUGUGUGCGGCGGGGCUUUUAAGUCUCGCCGUCGAGGAGGCCGCCAACUGUAUGCUCGAAACCGUGCCCACACCACAGCUCCACAGAGACGAAGAUAUCGCCGUCAAGCCGCCUAAGUCCCCGGAAGACACGAUCAAGAAGGAGCCCGAUGAUGACCCUAUGAACGUGGGCACGUUCCACAGCUACGCAUUAGACAUCAAAUGGCACGCGGAACCAUCGUACGUCAAUAAGCCGAACGUCAAUAUGCCGGCAGUGGCGCACGCGCGACUGCUGCUGUCCAAGAUGAGCGAGGUGCACCCUGCGGCCACCCUCGCUGAGAGCAUGCUUCACAGGGCGCCUGGCAGGAACUAA